Messenger RNA from Melanotaenia boesemani (Boeseman's rainbowfish), 1679 nucleotides. RefSeq names its product RNA polymerase II subunit M (gene polr2m). NCBI's taxonomy places the organism in Eukaryota, Metazoa, Chordata, Actinopteri, Atheriniformes, Melanotaeniidae. Gene Ontology annotation, biological process: intracellular signal transduction; transcription elongation by RNA polymerase II. The transcript has 4 exons. Bases 218 to 1276 code for a protein of 352 amino acids. Gene Ontology annotation, molecular function: transcription elongation factor activity. Gene Ontology annotation, cellular component: intracellular anatomical structure; nucleus. The record is from RefSeq and is a predicted model, not a curated record.
AAUAAUUGAUAUCCGCCCACGAAGAAGACGAAGGACUCUAAAAUGUUGUCAUGUGUAGAGAGAAGCAAAGCCGCCACUUAAAAUGUGAUUCUGCUUAACAGUAAAGCAUUCCAUUAACUCUUACUGAUUAGAUUAUUAAAAGUUUUUACUCUGGACUUUAACCUUGAGCUCGCGCUGUUUGUAGAUUAAUGUAGAUAGCUGUCAAUAGCUAAUAGUGAUGUCCUCAUCGUGGACGGAGCGACAGGGACAGGUUGGAGACCUGAGAAACCAGAGCAAAGAGGAGCUACAAGAGCUGCUACUCCGGCAGGAAAAGAUACUUUCUAACAAGAGGUUAUUAGGCACUCUUCCUGACAAAGGGAGAAAAAUACAAGACUUUGCAGAUAAAGUACGUCUUGCCAUUGAUCAACACAGUGAAGAGGAAAAGAGGCAGAGUUUGUUGUCUGCUGCCAGGACAGAGUUGCAGUCCAAGUAUCAGCAGGCUUUCCAGCAACAUGCUGUUUCUACCACACCAGCAUCUUCACACCGAAAGGGGGAAAAGGAAGAUGCUGUAGGCGAUGCUGUACAGGAAAGGGAUACAUCACCUGUGUCAUCACAUGUGCAGGAAGUGGCCACUUUGGGCAAGCAACAGGACCAGCUUCCCUCCAGAGUGGCUGCUGUUGAAACCAUGGAGAUGGAUGCGGCUGGCAGCUUUCUGAACUCUGAUGAGACAAAAGAGGGUGAGCUUGUGGAAGCCAUGAACACGGUCACGAUGUCUGAAACUAGUACUGGUGAAUCCAAAGGCCAGUUAAAAUGCAGAGCAGAAGAGAAUUACUUUCUUGGAACGCAGCCACCAAAAAAGCCCCACUAUAUGUCUGUCCUUGAAAAAACAGAGACAUCCUCAACUCCCAGGAAGCAGAAAUUUAAACCAAAUCUGCUCCCCCAUAGACACAAUGUUUCCCCAUCAGGAUCCUCAUCACCUGAUAACACUUCCAGAGGCGCAUCACCACUCUCUGCACAGGCCAGAAGGGAACAGGAAAGAAAACACCUGGAUGACAUCACUGCAGCAAAACUCCCUCCACUCCACCACAAUCCAGCACAACUUCUUUCUCUGGAAGAGUCAGCAAGUCUCUUGAGGAAACAAACCAAGAAGCAUCAGGAGUUGCAGGCCAAGCUGGCAGCCCAGAAACUGUCUGAGGGACUGAAGAUCUCUAUGGGCAACUAUACUCCUGAUGGUGGCCCCAUGGCUGCCUACAGAGAGGUUCAUGAUGGAGCCCAGCUCUCCUCAGAGGAGGACUGAUCCUGGAGGGCCAGUUUGGGAAACAAUGUUUGGACCUUGUGAUCCUGGCCCAUCAAACAAGAUUUUCCCUCCAAAAGCAAGAACUCUUAAAGAGAAGAAACUUGUCUUUGCAUGGUGUGAAGGAAUAGUUAUCUCAGAUUCAGCUCAGGGAAAUGAAUUUCAGGUUGAGAAACCAGCUUACUUAAUUAUCAUUCAGAUCAUACUUGUAUCAGUUGUUUCAAAGUCCUGCUGGUGUAAUAACACCUUCUCACUUUUAUGUAUUGAUCAAUGAUAUGCACUUAAAGCUCAUCAGCAGAGCGUGACUGUUCAGAGCAUGACCCAGAAAACAGGCACGAGUCUUCAGAUAUUUUAUAUCCAAAUGUUACAAAAUACGAAAAAGAAAUGGAAUAAAAACAUUUGAUUU